AAAGCUAGGAAAACCACUUUUGGGAAAGAGAAAAGUAUGAGUCAAUUAGCAAGAGUUCAUGCUACCAUUACACGUCCGUUGGCAAAUUAUCACCCUAAUGUCUGGGGAGACUAUUUUCUCUCCUACACUCAUCAACUCACAGAAAUUAGCAUGCAAGAAAAAGUCGAACUUGAAGAGUUAAAAGAAAAGGUCAGGAAAAUGUUGGUGGAAACACCGGACAAAAGUGCACAAAAACUUGAAUUGAUUGAUGCAAUCCAACGACUGGGAGUGACAUAUCAUUUUGAAAAUGAGAUUAAAUCAUCCGUUCAGAACAUUUUUGAUGAAUUCGAACAUAAUGAAAAUGAUGAUGAUGAUCUGUACAUUGUUGCUCUUCGUUUUCGACUAGUGAGACAACAAAGGCAUUACAUGUCUCCCGAUGUAUUCAAAAAAUUCAUCAACCAUGAUGGGAAAUUCAAGGAAACUCUUACUAAAGAUGUGCUAGGAUUAUUAAGUUUAUAUGAAGCAGCACAUCUAAGAGUACAUGGGGAAGACAUUCUUGAAGAAGCUCUAACUUUUACCACCACUCAUCUCGAGUCCAUGGCCCCUACAUUGGACAACUCACUCAAGGUCCAAGUUAGUGAAGCCUUGAGCCAGCCCAUUCAUACAAAUGUACGAAGAGCUGGAGCAGGAAAAUACUUACGUAUUUAUGGAAACAUUGAAGCACAUAACAGUUUGCUUUUGAAAUUUGCGAAAUUGGAUUUCCACAUUUUACAAAAGAUGCACCAAAGAGAGCUUAGCGAACUUACAAGGUGGUGGAAAGACCUGGAUUUUGUAAACAAAUUUCCAUAUGCAAGAGACAGACUGGUGGAGUGUUACUUUUGGGCAACAGAGAUGUUUCUUGAGCCUAAAUAUAGACGUGCAAGGAGAACGUUAGCAAAACUACUCUAUAUCAUCACCAUCAUUGAUGACCUCUAUGAUGCUUGUGCAACUUAUGACGAACUUGUGCCUUUCACCGAUGCUAUCGAGAGAUGUGACAUUAGUGCUACGGAUUCGAUAUCGCCCUAUAUGAGACCUCUUUAUCAACUCUUUAUGGAUUAUUUUGAUGAAAUGGAAGAAGAAUUGACCAAAGAUGGUAAAGCAGACUGUGUCAACUAUGCAAAAAUUGAGGCGAAAAAGUGGAUCAAAAGCUAUCUUAAGGAAGUCGAAUGGUUGAAGGCUGGCACUAUUCCAAAAUGCGAGGAAUAUAAGAGAAACGCUACUUUAACCAUUUCCAUUCAGAUGAUUAUUGUUACCUCUUUGAUUGUUUUGGGGGAAUUUAUAAGCAAAGAUACUUUUGAAUGGAUGAUAAAUGAGUCUUUGGUCGCUCGAGCUUCAAUACUAAUCAACAGAUUAAAGGACGAUAUUAUUGGACAUGAACACGAACAACAAAGAGAACAUGGAGCUUCAUUCAUUGAAUGCUACAUGAAAGAAUAUGGAGCUUCAAAACAAGAGGCAUAUGCUGAGGCUUGGAAGGAAAUUGCAAAUGCAUGGAAAGACAUAAAUGCAGAAUAUUUACAUGCUACUGAAGUACCAACGUUUGUCCUCGAUCCUGCCUUAAAUGCUGCACGCCUUGCAGACAUUCUUGAAGGGGAUGAUUUUACAAAUUCGAAAAACAAGCUUAAAGACAUCAUCACCUUGUUGUUUGUUGAUUCUGUCAAUAGUACAUCAUGUGAAUAAUCGUGUUGAUGUGCACAAUUCAUCAAGUGCUUAACUUUAAGCAAACAAUAUCAUGGUUCCAUAACUUAGAAAUAUUUCUAAGUGGUUGCUGAAAUUGGGGGGUUGCUGCUUUGUAUUAAUGUUUGAAAAUAGUUGUCUCAGCAUCUCAAGAACAUUAGUUCAUGUGUGUUGUCUUUUUAUAUUUCGUUUAAUAAAAUAUCAGCGAUAAAGUCGUAUUGAGUCCCGUUUCAAAUAUGUUCUGUUUUAAUCUCAUUUCAAGCAUUUAUAGCUUGUCUUUAGA
Lycium barbarum (goji berry) is the source of this 1975-nucleotide messenger RNA. Its product is annotated as sesquiterpene synthase 14a-like. NCBI's taxonomy places the organism in Eukaryota, Viridiplantae, Streptophyta, Magnoliopsida, Solanales, Solanaceae. Gene Ontology annotation, molecular function: magnesium ion binding; terpene synthase activity. The record is from RefSeq and is a predicted model, not a curated record. Gene Ontology annotation, biological process: diterpenoid biosynthetic process. The transcript is spliced from 7 exons. Bases 37 to 1695 code for a protein of 552 amino acids.